Messenger RNA from Scophthalmus maximus (turbot), 3305 nucleotides. RefSeq names its product A kinase (PRKA) anchor protein 8-like (gene akap8l). The transcript has 13 exons. Bases 128 to 2311 code for a protein of 727 amino acids. The record is from RefSeq and is a predicted model, not a curated record. Gene Ontology annotation, cellular component: nucleus. NCBI's taxonomy places the organism in Eukaryota, Metazoa, Chordata, Actinopteri, Pleuronectiformes, Scophthalmidae. Gene Ontology annotation, molecular function: DNA binding.
UGAAGGGGGCGAAGAAGAAGUCCGCUCUGCUGCCGCCGCCGUUGUCGUCACGUCACGGGCGUCACAGCAGCUGGAUCCCUCCCUACUCGAGACGGGUCAUAUUUUCUGAACGGCGCACGGAAUUAUCAUGGAUCGAGGCUACGGUUCCGGUUACUCCGGUUGGGGAGGUGGAGGGUCGGGCAGCAGAGGUUCUGGUGGCUUUGACCUGUAUGGUGGAGGCUAUAAGGACUCAAUGUCUGGGCUCGGGGGGUAUGGAGGAGGAGGAGGUGGAGGAGGCGCCGGCGGCGGCCACAGUGGUCACAGCGGCCACAGCCAAAUGAAGAGAGGUCUAUCUGGAUCCUCCCUGCUGUCAUCCACGGGCACACAUGCAGAUGCAGUCAUUGCCAAGAUCAACCAGCGACUGGACAUGCUCACUCAGUUGGAGGGAGGGUUGAAGGGGUCUCGGAGUGACAGGUUUGACCAGUACGAGUCAUACGACUCGCGCACUUCCUCUCUCGCCUCCUCCCGAGAUCUCUACAGAUCUGGCGGCGGUAGCUAUGGUUACAGUGAUGGCCGUGGGGACAGUCUGCUGUUGGGUCAGCGUGGAGGCUCGGGCUUCGGAGGGGGAAUGGGGCUAGGAGGGGGAGGAGGAGGCUUUGACAGCCCGUCCUCUUCCUAUGGAGUCGCUAAAAUGCGACAGAGUAUGAGGGAGUCCUUCACCAGUGGCCAGGGAGGAGGCUCUGGAAGUGGAGGAUGGGCUGGAGCAGGCCGACGUUCCCCCAGAAGGGGUGGAAGUGCUGGGGGUCGAGGAGCUGGAGGAGGUUUUGGAAGCCACAGGUCUGACCCCACCCUGUUAGGCGGUGGGAGGGGAGGUGGCAGUGGUGGCCAGUCUCACCGCGGCCACUCUCCAGGAGGUGGUAGAGGCAAGCUCCCAUCCCUCCUGUCCAACCGCAUGUACCCCGAGAGUGGGGGCUUCCAUCAGGGUUCCGCCCAAGGGCCUCACGACUUCCCCGGGAGGGACUUUGGAGGGGGCCCACGGGCCGGCCGCCAGCGAGGCCGCAAGAGACCCCUCAACAAACAGGUGAAGCCACAGCGUGAAGUCCAGAAGAAGAGAAAACAGACACUUACUGAGGCCGACGAACCAGAGUCGAAGAUAAACAAGACGGAGAGCGUAGCGUCGGUGGUUACUUCACAAGUGCCAGCUGAAAAGAACGGGGACAGCAGCGAACCAAAGACUGCAGCUGAGGAGACGAAACCUGCUGAAGAUGGAAAUAAAGCCGCUGAAGAGGAGAAAAGGUCACCGGGCAAACAGACCCCGGUCCAGGGUCAAGACAAGCACCCAAAGAUGAGAAAGAGAAGGGGCUUCCUGGAAAGGGUGAUGUUUGCGUGUUCAGUUUGCAAGUUCCGCUCGUUCUACAAGGAGGAAAUGGAAACUCACCUGGAAAGCCGCUUCCACAAGGACCACUUCAAGUUCCUUUCCAGCCAACUGUCCAAGCCCACGACAGACUUCCUACAGGAUUACCUGCAGAACAAAUUUAAGAAGACAGAUCAGAGGGUCAGCCAGUUGGAAAACCACAGUGCUGCCAUCUGCCAGGUGUACAAGGAGCAGGACCUCACCAGGGAUCUCGGUAUGGAGCACUUCAUGAGGAAGGUGGAAGCCGCUCACUGUGCAGCGUGUGACCUCUUCAUUCCCAUGCAGCCGCACCUGAUACAGAAACACGUCAAGUCUCCCGACCACAACUACAACCGCAAGGGGAUGAUGGAGCAGUCCAAGAGGGCCAGUCUGUCCGUCGCUCGCAGCAUCCUCAACCACAAACUCAUCGGCAAGAAGCUGGAGAGCUACCUCAAGGGUGAAAAUCCGUUCACUGGUAACCAGGACGAUGUGGAUGCAGAGGACUCCAUGGUGAUGGACGUGUCCGAGUUGGAGUUAACUAGCGAGACGGCCGACGGUGAGACGGAGCAGACGGAGCAGACAGAGGCGCCGCCGCUCAAAGACGACGGGCCUGCGGCGGCGGAGGGAGACGCAGGCGGCCAGGAGGCGGCCGAGGGCGAAGCAGCAGCAGCGGUGGUGGUGGCUGCGGAGGAGGAGGAAAAGAUGGAGGAGGAGCAAGGAGUGGUGGCAGCAGAGGAGAAGGAGAAGGAGAAGGGGACCCAGGAAGAAGAGGAGGAUGGUUUUGAAAUUGGAGACGAGGAGGGGGAGGAGGAGGGAUACGUGGUGCACGACGAAAUCGGGGAAGAGGAUUUACAGGGCGACCAGGAAGCAGAAAAAGAGGAGGACGAAGGAGUGGAGGCAACAGAAGUGGUGGAGGAGGAAGACGAGAACAAAGAAUAAACUUUAGUCCCCCGGGUCUCACGUCUCCACCUAAACAUCUAUCUGGACCAGUCAUCCCCCCCCCCCUCCAACUCAUCCUAAUUUAAUUUCUAGAUCAAUUCAGAAAUAGUCACAUUGCUCCCUUUUUCUUUACCCUCCGUCUAAAACUCUGAGCUUAUAAAAUUGUCCCUUUUUUGUUAAAGGGACAGUUCCACAUUUUGGGGAAAAUUCUCUUUUUCACGUUUUUUUUCUUCUUCUGCCGAGCUAGGAUAAUAUUGAUUUCACUACAUCAGUGUUUCCCAUUAAUGAUCUUGACUGUCGUGUUCUGCCUCACUGUCCUUAUGAAAUAAACAUUUUGUUCACAUAUAAUAACAUGAAAUGAUCCCUAACGUAGUGAGCCGUCACGCUUGCAACGUUACAAAACACUAAGCUAGAGACCCUUUUUUAAAUAUGGUGUCCAAACAUUUUGUAUCAUUCUGAAACUGGCUUUAGUUUCCUUUUCCUCUUUUGAACAGUGGAGAGAGCUCGGCUGGUGGUUUGCCGACUUAACACAAAUCUAAUCUCACAAAUCUUGCCUUUUCACGAGUCGCAUCAAUGUUCUAAUUUUACACUCGGGGGGCGAAGAAAGCAAGAAUGUCCCAGAAUGUCAAACUGUUCCUCUUUUCUUUUUUUUUUGUGCCUUUUGUUGAAAAUAUUCUUUAUUUGGAUCAAUUUAGAGAAAAAGAAAAGAAAAAGAAAAUCAUGAGUAUUGCGAAGUUGACACGUUUUGCUCAUCAGAGUCGACACGAUGCCGCGGUGGUGUUGAGCUUAUUGCCAGUGUUCGUUAUAUAAGUAGAUGUUUGUUCCCUGACGGGCUUUUUCUUCUACAGCUGCAGUUACUGAGAUAUUUGACUUAUGGACUUUACUGUACGUCGAGUAAAGUGUGGUAUAUUCAGAACGGUUACGGUCGUCGUCGUCUUCAUCGUCAACGGUUUUGUUUCACUCUUGAGUAAGAAGAAUAAACUUGUUGAAUGAA